ACUCCAUCGUUUUCUUCGCCCACCCCUACCUGCCAAGAAAUUGUAUAAUUUGUUGUGUUUCUGAUUAAAUGAAUUAAACUUAAAGCUAAGGCGCCCAAAAAACACACCUCAUGAUGGCGCUACGGAACCUGAAGACUCUUGGCCAGCUGUUGCUGAAGCAACAGGCCACCCAGCAGCAGCAACAACUCAUCCAUACGACACCGGCAUGCUGCGAGAUCCGGAAACUGGCCCGCCUCCGUGUGGUGGACAACAGUGACCUGGGCAAGCGGGCGAUGGCCGAGGGACGACCGCCUCGCUGCAUUCAUGUGUACAAUAAGCGCGGCGUGGGCUAUAUCGGCGACAAGGUGCUGGUGGCCAUCAAGGGCCAGAUGAAGAAGGGCAUCCUCGUGGGCCUGAAGCAGAAACAGAAACCGAAACAGCCCAAGUUCGAUAGCAACAAUCUGGUGCUAAUAGACGACAAUGGCUCGCCCCUGGGCACACGCAUCCAUGUGCCCAUACCGACGAUUCUGCGCUCCAUUCUCAAGGAGAAGACCCAGGCCAAGGGUGCCGACUACACCAAGGUCCUGGCCAUUGCCAGUCGAUAUGUUUAGAACCAUGGUUCUGCCUUCCUGUUAUGUUUAUUUUUUAAUAAAUAAGAGGCCCGUGUCUUGUAAAGAAACGAUCGUGAGCUUCUGUAGUAUAA
Messenger RNA from Drosophila bipectinata, 682 nucleotides. It is a transcript of the gene mRpL14, whose product is annotated as mitochondrial ribosomal protein L14. NCBI's taxonomy places the organism in Eukaryota, Metazoa, Arthropoda, Insecta, Diptera, Drosophilidae. The record is from RefSeq and is a predicted model, not a curated record. Gene Ontology annotation, cellular component: ribosome; mitochondrion. Gene Ontology annotation, molecular function: structural constituent of ribosome. Gene Ontology annotation, biological process: translation.